AGAAAAGGAAGAGAAGUCGUGAUUGUGAGAGACAACGAAAAGAGGGCGCGUUCUUAGUAAAAUCAUGAGGCGCUCGUAAAAGAAAUGGAAAAUUAUACUAUAGAAUAAAAGAUCAUCAUCUUGUUCGCAGAAAACAACACCUUAAAGAUUUGACCUUCAUCAAUCAGAAAAUAAGAAAGAAUGGUCGACACUCGACGACGAAACGGAGAGCCAGAAGCCGAGCCGACUCCUGUGGCAGCGACAACCGGCUCCCUUCAUCAAACUCUGUUACCUUUAUCCGUCAUCUCCGAACUCUCCUCACUCACACCUUUGAUGCGCGAAUUAUCGAAGCAUCAGCGUGAAGGCAUCAAAGCGGUGGAUAAACUGCGAUCUGACGUUGGCAGUUUGCAGGGUUCGAUCGACCACUUAGCUGACACAGUUACGACUGCGCAUUUACGGGAGUCCGAAAGAUGUAAGGCACGGUUUACGAAUGGGAGUGACGAGGUUUUGUGGGUCUAUAGCUAUAACAGAUCAUCAGCUUCGAGUUCAUCAUCUUCGAGUGGAGCAAAGCUGUCACCAUCUUCGAACGAACCAUACACGAAACAGCGACUAGAACCAGGCCAAACUGAAGAGAUGGCUGCUCUAGAUGGGCAGACAAGAGUUUGUGACACUUUUCGCAUUUGGGUCAAGAACGACAAGAAUGUCUUGGUGAGGAACACGCUGUGGCAAGAGAAUUUGAGGAAUGAUGGGGACUACACAUUAAGAAAAGAAGACUGGAAACGGGUGGGGGCAGUGAGGAGACGAUAGCUUAGGAGGAUUGGGCUUGUAUGUGCUAUUUUUGAAAUUCGAAGAAAUAUGAUCUGCAAAUAAUGCUCGUCCAUUUUUCAACGUGGUGGAGGCUCAGGCUCUUGAUGAAGCUCGUCAGUGUAUUUUAAGAGAACAAGCAAAAUGAGGAAAGACAAUGCACGACAU
Molecule: messenger RNA, 951 nt
Organism: Amoebophrya sp. A25
Lineage: Eukaryota; Dinophyceae; Syndiniales; Amoebophryaceae
Source: the annotation of a GenBank genome assembly